AUGGCGACUGCAAACGCGCAAACCCAAGCGGACGAAUUGCCGCAGCAGCCAGCAAACAAAUGGCAGCAGUCAACAAAGGUUGCGUGGCGUCGGUCCACACAAGCCUGGUCUGAUUCUAAGGAACGAUAUCAUCAAGCGACAUUGGAGGCAUGGCAUCGGUCCUCCGAUUCCCUCUCUAACACCAAAAAUCGAUACGAGCAAAACACCGUAGAUGCCUGGCACCGCUCUUCAAAUUCGGUGACAAGCUCGAAGAAUCGAUGCCAUCAGUCUACCAUGGACGCAUGGCAGCGAUCUACAAAUACCUGGAAAAACUCGAAGACUCGGUGCCGCCAAUCGACCGCAGAGAUGCUGAAUCGCUCAGCAGUUAAGCUUUACCAGUCAACCGACCGGCUGCAGAAACUACCUUACGCGCCGAAUAAAGCCCUCGAGCACCAUCAACCCGAAAAUAUCCAAGAAUCCCAAUCAACGGCAUCGCUGCCUCGUCCUUGCACCAACAACCUAGUCUACCCGCUGAACAUUCUCCGCAAAAUACACAAUGGUCCCAGCCAUUGA
Molecule: messenger RNA, 552 nt
Organism: Penicillium cosmopolitanum
Lineage: Eukaryota; Fungi; Ascomycota; Eurotiomycetes; Eurotiales; Aspergillaceae
Exons: 1
Coding region: 1-552 (183 amino acids)
Source: RefSeq, a predicted model, not a curated record